AGCGAAGUUAUGUUUCCACACUCGAGACGAAGAUCGACAAGCUGCGGCUGAAGCUCGACGAGGCUAAAAAUCGCAAGCCUUCCGUGAUAUCCAUUCCAGAUGAUGAGACGACGGUGCCGUCACGGCGGCAAUCGUACAGUGUUCAGGGACCGCCGACUCCGACUGCAUCGAAGAAGGAGCGACGUAAGGAGGCCUCUGCCAUUGAUGACCUGGUGUCGGACUUUGGGUUCCUCUCCGUCAAUGCCGCGGCGCGAGACUUCUACGGAUUUACUUCAGCCAUGUCAUAUGCCCGCUUGGUCCUCUCAGCCUGCACCAAAGACCAGUUUCCGCAAGGUAUGACCAAAGCCUUACCACCCCGAUACAUGACUCAGGCCCUCGUACAACAUUACCUUAACAACGUCUUCGUAUUGUUACCCGUCUUCGAAGAAGCUAGCUUCUACGGCUCGGUCGAAAACCUAUACUUCAAGGACUCUCAUAAAGCAGACCCGCUGGACUACUGGAUGGUUCACUUGGUGCUUGCCAUCUCAUAUGCCUCAAAGUCCGAGUCGCGUGGCGACCAAGAUUACCUAGAGGGCAUUGGGCAUGUGUGCGCCGCACUGCAGCAUGCUGAAGACGUACUGCACCCGGGCGCACUUUCUAGUGUACAAGCGCUUGUGUUGCUUACUGAGUAUGCGAUGCUCGACCCGCACCAUCUCGACUCGUGGAGCCUAAUCGGCGUCGCUUCUCGGGCUAUGGUAGAUCUCGGAUUGCAUCAGGAUCCGCAGAAAGGUGCCACCAUGGCGAGAGGUAAGCUGGACCUUCGUCGUAGGGUGUUCCACUGCGUCUACGCGCUGGAUCGGUCAACGUCUCUCGUGCAGACUCGCGCUUUCUCCUUCUCCGAUGACAGCGCGAAGGUUAAGGUACCAUUCACCAGAACGCCCGCGCAACAGCACCAGCCGCAGAUGCAUGGCAACGGUACACCGAAAGGCUGGUUACAGUCCCACGACCAAGCGCUGGAGCUUAUCACGCUACGUCGAAUGCAAUCACAAUGGUACACAGAUCUCUUCCAGUCCGGACGCGCGCGCUUCGACGAGCCGUACCAGUACGUAUGGAAUACCUGCGACACGAUGAGGAAGUGGUUCGAGAACUUGGCACCGUCGACGUCGCAAAGUAUGCGUGCAUUCUUCGAGUUGGACCUGCUGUAUUCGUAUGUCUACGUGCUAUCGCCUUCGCCGCGGGUACCGGUCAUCAACCCCUUCGCGGCUAAGCUGAUCUUCGAAUACUGUAUUCGCUACGCUGACCUUAUGCUACGCUUGAUUCACGAUCCAGCCUACACCGCACCCCUCACUUUUUAUGAUGCUAUGAGGGUCUACAUGACGGGCCGGCAAUUCCUCGAUGUUCUGCAGAAUCACACGGACGUCUUGCUUAACGGUCAAGUUCCGCCUCAUCCGGAAGUUCGACCAGCGACCGCUCCGCCACCGCCUAUGCCUGUGGUACCGUUGCCACCAGGUGAUAACCUCAUGCACUUCAAUACGCAGCGCAGCGCGCUCUGCAUCAAGCAGUUUACGGAGUGUUUGUCUCGCUUCGGUAUUCGAUGGGGGUAUAUGAGCUGGAAUCAACGCUACCAAGUAGAGACCGCGAGUAUGGCUGAACAGCUGAAUAACCGGCUUCGUGAAAUGGAUCAAGCCGCUGGAGUUCGUCGACCUAGCAUGUGGACGCAUAGUUCGUCGGCCGGCUCCAUCCAUAGCAGUAGCGGCAGCGUGGUGUACAGCUCACCACAAAGCAUGCCGCCCGGUCCGGCAGCAUACCGACAGCCGUCUGUCACAUUAUGGAACAUGACGAGCUACGACAGCCAAGCGCAACAGAACAACCCACCGCAGCAUCGGUACAGUGGGGAUAGGUUCAGCCAGCCGCCCAUGCAGCCUACAUUCGAGCUACAACCUCAGCAUCAGUUGUUCCAGCAGCCUUCUGGUCAAACUUUCAACUUCAAUCCGCAGCCGCAAUGUCCCACGUCUCAAACAAACGCACAUACGCCGCCAUUUCAGCAAUUUGCUGGCUGGUCAGGGUAUACCGGUCCGUCAGUGCCGGAUACGCUGGACGAGGAGAACGCAGUACCACCCAAUGCUAACCCUUGGGCUAUUGGCGAGAGAUGAAGUAUGCUGAAAGGAUUUACAGGUCUUCAACCAGCAACUUGCACAACAGGUGGCACACGAGAUGGUACAGAAGCCGCGACCGCGCCAGCAAUCUGAGAGGAGUCCCACAGAUGUCGCGCCAGUGCCAGGCUUGAGCGCGCAAUGUCCGAUCACUGUGACCGAGGAUGUUGCGCCGACUGUACAGCCCUCUACCGGUUCACG
Molecule: messenger RNA, 2333 nt
Organism: Baudoinia panamericana UAMH 10762
Lineage: Eukaryota; Fungi; Ascomycota; Dothideomycetes; Mycosphaerellales; Teratosphaeriaceae
Exons: 2
Coding region: 279-2132 (617 amino acids)
Biological process (GO): positive regulation of transcription by RNA polymerase II; DNA-templated transcription
Molecular function (GO): sequence-specific DNA binding; DNA-binding transcription factor activity, RNA polymerase II-specific; zinc ion binding
Source: RefSeq, a predicted model, not a curated record